CGUCAACCGAGUGAAAUUGACCUUCAACUGUUGACCAAAUCCGAUCUGAGACUUUGAUUGAGAUCCUCAUCAUCAUCAGCAUCCUCCAUUCUCCUUACAAGAUCGUAUCAUCAUAGCUUUCAUCUUAUCAUUCAUCCUACUUCACCUCAAAAAAUCAUGUCUGACGAAUCCGUAGCCCCUGUCGGUCCCCCAGAUGCAGCCAUCUUGCGAGAUCCUCUUCAAUCUUCUCAUUCGACAUCUCAAGGGCCUACACCUUCCAUACCGCCCUGGACAGCCGAUAAAUCAUCCUUAAAACAAAACUUUACGGUCGCUUCCCAUCUUAAACCAUCUGGUACAGCAGGUCCAAAGUUAUUACAAAUCGAACGAAGUCAUGCUAGCUUUAGUAGUGAAGCACUUACUACUUACCUCUACGGUCAACCUUUUCUGGAUCGUCAAGCCAAGUUAUUGAAUAUUAUUCAAGAUGAGGAAGCUUUUGACAAAACGCGCCUUAAUUAUCAAGGCCGAAGUGAACGUUUUCGACAUGCUCUUCGAAAAGAAAAACGUUUUGUACAAUUAGCUAAGGAGCACCAUUGGGAUGCUGAAGAUACUGCUAUGGCAGAGAUGUUAAUUGACAUGCCUGGGCCAUUCUCCCUCCAUAAAUCAAUGUUUCUCAAGACUCUCACGGAACAAGGUGAUGAUGAACAACAGGAGCUUUUCACUAGGCGUGCAGAGAAAUUUGAGAUUAUUGGUUGCUAUGCCCAAACUGAACUUGGACACGGGUCAAAUGUUCAAGGCUUAGAAACCACUGCUAUGUAUGACCCAAAAACUAAGGAAUUUGUGAUCAACUCUCCGUUUUUAACUGCGUCCAAGUGGUGGAUUGGUGGCCUUGGCCGAUCUGCCGAUCAUGCCGUUGUGAUGGCUCAAUUGAUCACCAACGAGGCUAAACACGGCCCCCAUCCAUUCGUGGUGCCCAUACGAGACCUGAUCACCCGAGAGCCACUUGAGGGUAGAACCAUUGGUGAUAUUGGACCUAAAUUGGGGUACCAAACUACCGACAAUGGGAUGCUCUUAUUCGAUCAUGUUCGAAUCCCUCACAAUCAUCUCUUGAGUCGUUUCUCCAAGGUUGAUCCUGAUACCGGAGUGUAUGUCAAGCCCCAAAAUGCCAAGCUAGCUUAUGGUACCAUGACCUACAUUCGAGCCGGGAUUGUACAGCAAGCGCGUGCUGUGCUGGCGCGUGCAUGUACGGUUGCUGUGCGUUAUUGUGCUAUCCGGCGUCAAUUUGUUGACAAGGAUGCUCCAAUGGAUGGCAAAAAGCCGGCAGAAAAUCAAGUGCUAGACUAUCAAAUGGUCCAGUAUCGUAUCUUUCCGAUCAUUGCUCAAGCGUUUGCAUGUCACUACACCGGGAAAGAGAUGUUUCGUCUCUACAGUGAAAGUCAGAAAAAUAUGGCAGAGGGAGAUUUCUCUUUGUUGGCAGAUGUACACGCUUCAUCUUCUGGUCUCAAAUCUUUAACGACUAUAAUGGCUGCGCAGGCCAUCGAAGAAUGCCGCCGAGCGUGUGGUGGACAUGGCUUUUCUCAAGCCUCCGGUCUUGGAGCGCUUUAUGCAGAUUAUCUACCGCAAGUGACUUGGGAAGGCGAUAGUUAUAUGAUUACUCAACAGACCGGUCGGUAUCUGUUCAAGACUAUGCGGACUUUGUAUGCGGAUCCAAAUGCGAAGCUUUCAGCAGAGAACGUGACCGGAGAGUAUAUCCUCAGAUAUCUCUCAAACCCCGAAGCCAAAUCUCCGGUUCGGUACAGUGGAGACUUCCAUGAUGUAGAAGCCUUUGUACUCGCCUUUGGUCAUCGAGCUGCGUAUCUGAUCGCACAAGCUACGCGCAAGAGAGAUAUCGAACGCCGCACGUGGAAUAGUCUUUUGGUGGAUAUCUAUAGAUGCUCAGUAGCCCAUUGUCAAUUCAUCCUUGUGAGAAAUUUCGCCCAAGCUAUUUUGCAUGAUUCCGCCUUGAAAACAAACCCUGCGCUUCACCAAAUUGUGAAAGUGGUGUUUGAAUUAUUUGCUUGUCACACAAUGGACAUCGAAGCCAGCGAGUUUCUCGCCUCGGGUUACAUCAACCCCUCGCAACACACGCUCCUACGCAACCGUGUAUAUGCUUUGUUGGCACAAAUCCGACCAGAAGCUGUAGCGUUGGUAGAUAGUCUUGCUAUUCCUGAUUAUCUGCUCAAUUCCGAAUUGGGUCGAUAUGAUGGAAACGUAUAUGAAAACUUGAUUGCCUUUGCUGCUAGAGAACCUUUGAAUGGUGUGAGGUUCAAUGUGAACCCAUGGGAUGAAGAGUUGGCAAUCGGGGAACCCAAGUUGUCUAAACUUUGAUCUCUGCGACAGUUGUACACUAUAGUGUCCGGUUCUAUGCGUAUUUGAUGGAUUCUUUUAACGAGGAUGAUUGUUGUCAUUUUCACUUUUUUAGUUUGUGAUUUAUUAAUUUUAUAGACUUGAGUGUUGACUACUUAUACCUCAGCAACGUUGUAUGAUAUAGAUAUAGUAGAAUAUCUCUUAUUUGUGAGUUUAUGAGUUUACGGCGCAGUCUUCACUGACAAUGUUUAUGAAGACAUUUAGACUCUAG
Melampsora larici-populina 98AG31 is the source of this 2593-nucleotide messenger RNA. RefSeq lists its product as uncharacterized. The transcript is spliced from 11 exons. Gene Ontology annotation, biological process: lipid homeostasis; fatty acid beta-oxidation using acyl-CoA oxidase. Gene Ontology annotation, cellular component: peroxisome. NCBI's taxonomy places the organism in Eukaryota, Fungi, Basidiomycota, Pucciniomycetes, Pucciniales, Melampsoraceae. The coding region runs from base 157 to 2343 and encodes 728 amino acids. The record is from RefSeq and is a predicted model, not a curated record. Gene Ontology annotation, molecular function: FAD binding; fatty acid binding; acyl-CoA oxidase activity.